UCGGGUUUCACCGUCCAGGAAGUCGCAACUUCGGAGGAGCUGCUGUGAUAAACUGGGCGCGCUCAGGACAGUCGCUGCCCCGGCCAGAGCCGGUGACUUUCUUGGUCGGAGGACCCAGCGCGUUUCUCAUUCCCUUUCCUCUCUUCCUCUUCGGGAAAGGCUCGGAAGGGCGGCAUGGACCUGGGCGUGAUCGUGUCCAAGAGCGUGCUGCUCUUUAUCAGCUUCAUCUUCUGGGGUGCAGCAGCUGGACUCCUCUACGUCGGCGCACACAUCCUCAACGCUUACAAGGAGUACGACUCUUUUCUCCAGAACCGAGAUGCUCUUUUGCCCCCCAUCAUCAUCAUUGGCGUUGCUCUGGUCAUGCUGGUCAUUGGCAUACUUGGCUGCUGUGCCACCCUCCGUGAAUCCAAGAUUGGGCUAGGAGUGUUCUUGGUCAUCAUCCUGCUGAUCUUCACGGCAGAAAUAGCCGUCUUUGUGCUUGGAUUUAUUUACAGAGGAAAGAUCGCAGCCGAGUUCCAUGACUCUCUGUCGAAAUCCUUUGCAGCCUACAAUGGAAAAUCAGAAAACUCUCAGAGUGUAGAUUACCUGCAGCGGGAGCUUCAGUGUUGCGGAGUCCAAAACUACACCGAUUGGAUUGGUACCCAGUGGUUCAACACUGCAGGCAACCACACUGUUCCUCUGAGCUGCUGCAAGCAAGGCCCGGCUAUAAAGAAUUGCACAGGACGACUAAGUGAGCAGGAGCUUCUCAACACACAAGGCUGUGAAAAGGUUGUGGAUCUCCGUGACCUGUUCAACUACGCGAUGCUUGUUGUCUUAGCUUUUGCCAUUGUGAAGUUUUUUGGAAUGCUUGGGAUCUGCGUGUUGGCCUGCAAGAAGGAAAGCAGCGGGUACCAGCCCCUGAGCACGGGGGUGUUCGCCUGACCACGAAAUGGAGGGAUUUUCCUUUUGGGAUUUCCACGAACAAAGAUGGAAAAGUGUCUUGAGUAGAAAGCACUAGCCCAUUUUUUAUGAAAUCCCAAAGGAGAUUACACUGGCUUUCAGAAGCCCUAUUAAAGGUGAAAUAGUUGGCAUUAACAUCCUCAUAAGCCUGAGAUUUGUCUGAUGUAGUUGAAAUUAAGGUGCCCUUGUUUUAACAGUAGAUGGAGACAUUCGCCAGAAAAGACAGACCAGCAUCUGCGAUUCCAGUGUCUGAUAUAAUUUGUGAAUCUAUCCUUGAAUAGACUUAAAGGAAUUAUUUUUUACACCAGUCAUAUUUUUCCCCCAGAUUGGUUGGGCCACAGGUACAUGGUAAAGGGCUAGGGGCUUAUAGCAAAUCUCUAAAAUCCAGUGGAAAUGGCUAAAAGUUAGACAUAUUGAAAUCCACUCUGAGGUAAAUGUUGAGAACAUAGUAUGCCUUGGAUUGAAGCUGGAUUCUUCUCCCAAGAAAAACUUCAGAUACGAAUGCCGACAAUUGCUUUUACUCUAGACUGAUGUUUUCUGGAGUAACUUGGAGAUUUAGACAUAGGCAGACUUCAUCUGGGAGUGAUCAGCUUUUCUAACAGACUAUCCAUUACAUUUCUGAUUGUGUGAAUUCUUCUGCUAAGAAGUUGAGUUAGGUCGGAAAUGCUUAUAGAUUCCUAAUCUCCCUUUUUUUAGCUCCUGAUGUUGAAUGUUUAAUUCUGGUGGUAAAUUGACAAUUCAUAUAAGGGAAGCACAAUAAAGUUGUAACAUAAUCCCUAAAAUAGGCUUCAGACUUUAAGCCAGGGGUGUCCAACCUUGGUAACUUUAAGAUUUGUGGACUUGAACUUCCAGAAUUCCCCAACCACCCAUGUUUGUGGGGAAUUCUGGGAGUUGAAGUCCACAAGUCUUAAAGUUGCCAAACUUGGACACCCGUUUUAAGCAAAGAAAGACAUACUCUGCUCUAAAUAUCAAUCAUAACCUCAUCUCUGAAAAAAAUAUACUUCUUGUUAUCACUGCAUCCUUAGAUCUAGUCUGUCAAAACUAAGUACAAUUCCUAGCUAUAAAUUUGUUGAGCUGCAGAGUUGCUAGAAUCCUUCAGAAGUGAUGGGUUAAUUACUUAUUCCCAGCCAUACCUGCACUGAGUAGUUAUGUACUCCAGAGACACCAGGUUAGAGAAGGCUGAUCUAAGUGUUUGUGGUUUGAUUUUUUUUUUAGUCUUUGUUCACUGGAUGCUCCAGGUUGAAUACAUCCUAUUUUUGGUCCAAUAAGCCAGUAUGCACCGCAGUUGGGUAAAAUUUCAGGAUGUGCCUGGAAAUAUAUUAAAAAUGUGAUGCUGCUUUCAUUCCAAUAGCAGCUGAGCUUGAUAUUAAACUUUUUCUCCAGAUGAAGGAUGUUGAUUUGCUGGGGCACCAUUAGAUGCAUUCUUUAUCUUUUGUCUUCUUGUUUUUGUGAGUAGAGAAGCAACUUGGAUAGCAGAUGUAUUGCUGUGGGGAAAAGCAAGUUUUGUUUUUUUUUCAAACCAUUUUUCUUUAAAUUUUGAGUAUUGUAUGGCUACUAUAUUCCAUAAAGAGCAUCCUGAAAUCCUAAAUAAAAUACUUCAAAAAUAAAAA
Messenger RNA from Crotalus tigris (Tiger rattlesnake), 2549 nucleotides. Its product is annotated as tetraspanin-36-like. Gene Ontology annotation, biological process: protein localization to plasma membrane; regulation of vascular endothelial growth factor signaling pathway; protein maturation. The coding region runs from base 175 to 921 and encodes 248 amino acids. NCBI's taxonomy places the organism in Eukaryota, Metazoa, Chordata, Lepidosauria, Squamata, Viperidae. Gene Ontology annotation, cellular component: membrane. The transcript has 7 exons. The record is from RefSeq and is a predicted model, not a curated record.